UGGCGCAUUGGCCUGGCCGCGCUGGACCUGUGAGGAGUGCGGGCGUGUAGUAGUGAUAGACUUCGUCGGAUAUGGCGCCCAGUGUGCCAGCAGGCCAAGCUGAGCAUCCGAAAGGCAUACGGGCCGUGCUGCUGGGGCCGCCGGGGGCUGGCAAGGGUACCCAGGCACCCAAAUUGGCUGAAAACUUCUGUGUCUGCCAUUUGGCCACUGGGGACAUGCUGAGGGCCAUGGUAGCUUCUGGCUCAGAGCUGGGAAAAAAGCUGAAGGCAACUAUGGAUGCUGGGAAACUGGUGAGUGAUGAGAUGGUCGUGGAGCUCAUUGAGAAGAACCUAGAGACUCCUUCAUGCAAGAACGGUUUUCUUCUAGAUGGCUUCCCUCGGACCGUGAGGCAGGCAGAAAUGCUUGAUGACCUCAUGGAGAAGAGGAAGGAGAAGCUUGACUCUGUCAUUGAGUUCAGUAUCCCAGACUCCCUGCUGAUCCGGAGAAUCACAGGAAGGCUGAUUCAUCCCACAAGUGGCCGUUCCUACCAUGAGGAAUUCAACCCCCCAAAGGAACCCAUGAAAGAUGACGUUACUGGGGAACCCUUGAUCCGUCGAUCAGAUGAUAAUGAGAAAGCCUUGAAAAUCCGCCUGGAGGCCUACCACACUCAGACCACGCCCCUCGUGGAGUACUACCGGAAGCGGGGAAUCCACUCUGCCGUCGAUGCCUCCCAGACCCCCGACGUCGUGUUUGCGUCCAUCCUAGCAGCCUUCUCCAAAGCCACAUCAUAGUGUCAGAAGGCCAGGCAAGACCGCACCACUGCUCAUCACCCCGCCGCAUGAUCCCUGCUCUUAGGUGCUGGGCAGAGGGGAAGGGUGGUCAGGGGUAGGAUGGAGAGGGAGGGCUGGGGAGGAGCUUGCUGUUUGGAAGAGCAGCAGUGUUCUUGCAGAGGCAGUUUCUUUGACACACAGGUGGGAGUUUUUAAAAGUGUAAGUGAAGGGGAAGAUUAAAAAGCACUGCGAUUGGAGGCAUCGGGUACAAAUAGAGGCAGUCAUAUUUCAAAGGAAUCGGGUUUUCAUUGACUUGAAUUGGUGAUGAUAUUUUCUUUAAAGCCCGUGCCCUAAGACUUCAGUUUUUAUCUCAGAAUCUCGUGGUUGUCAGGCCAAGAAUACAGGAACUUGGACUGUGAUCUCUGUCCUGUAGUGUGGGACAGGAAGGAUCUGAUUAUUGACCUUGGUUCCCCACACCAUCAAAUGAGAGAGUCACAUCCAUGUUUGAGAGCUCCAGGAGCUUUAUCCAUGCAGGUAGUGGGUCAGGUGUACUGGAAUCAUGGGGGUGGCUGGACGCAGGCCCUUCCUCUGACGUCCUGCUGACUUGGCCAGUCUCCCUGCCCCUCCUGGCUAAGCUCUCAGCAGCCACCCAAAAUAUGUCACAAUGCUGCACUCUUGCCUUCUUCAUCCACGGUGUGUGAAGGGUCCCUUUUCAAUCAACGAGCAAGUGUCCUGCGCUGUAUCAUCCAAAGAUUGUCCUUUCCAUCCUCAAAUCCUGUGAUUGGGAUCAUUCAACAGCACUGUGAUGAACUGUCUUCAAUGAGGUGCCUUUCUUAAAUGACCAAAUGCUGCCUUGUUUGACCCUUACAGUCAAUAAAGUAUGUGACAAAUUUGUA
Ochotona princeps (American pika) is the source of this 1645-nucleotide messenger RNA. It is a transcript of the gene AK2, whose product is annotated as adenylate kinase 2. The transcript has 7 exons. The coding region runs from base 72 to 770 and encodes 232 amino acids. Gene Ontology annotation, biological process: ADP biosynthetic process. Gene Ontology annotation, cellular component: cytoplasm; mitochondrion. The record is from RefSeq and is a predicted model, not a curated record. Gene Ontology annotation, molecular function: ATP binding; AMP kinase activity. Lineage: Eukaryota; Metazoa; Chordata; Mammalia; Lagomorpha; Ochotonidae.